CAACCAUGGUUAGCCAUAUCCGUAGUUAACUUGACCAUGGUUAAGUCAAUUGAAGACGAAGUGUUAUAAAUCGAAGUUACAAUUUGUGAGCUUUUUCUCAAUCCCUUCCUAUCCCAUCUCUCUCAGCUGCAGGGGAAAACAGGGGGAAAAGAUGGCGACGGCGAACGACGGGGAUUUCAGCUUCGCCGCCGGGGGAAAAGGGCGGAAUGGGCUGGCGAAGAUACAGACGCAGAAGACGAGGAAUAAGGAGGAUGGGAUGUGCCACGACGACAGUGCGCCGCCGGUGAAGGCAAAGACGGUGGAGGAGUUGCAUUCGCUUCAGAAGAAGAAAUCGGCUCCCUCCACGCCGCUCACGGCGGCUAACACCCCCUUCUCCGCCGCCCUAUCUGAGGAAGAGCGCCACAAACUGCAGCUCCACUCCAUUAGUGCAUCAUUGGCAUCGCUAACGAGAGAGACGCCACGAGGACAACACCGGAGACGCCACGUGUGUCACAUGACUCCCACGUGACUCAACACCACCACCAUUACGAACCAACAUUCAACACUAGUGAUAGUGCCCUCAAGUUUACCCAUAUCCUCUACAAUCUUUCACCCGCCGAGCUUUAUGAGCAAGCCUUGAAGUACGAGAAAGGUUCAUUCAUCACGGCGAGUGGUGCAUUGGCUACAUUGUCUGGAGCCAAAACGGGCCGUUCCCCAAGGGACAAGCGUGUUGUCAAAGAUGAGGCAACCGGUGAUCUUUGGUGGGGAAAGGGAUCACCCAAUAUCGAAAUGGACGAGCAUACUUUCUUGGUCAACAGGGAAAGAGCUGUGGAUUAUCUCUGCUCUUUAGAAAAAGUUUGCAUUGUUUAAUAUUUCAACCAAUUUAUAAUGAACCCUUACCAAAUGGUCCUUAGUUUUUCUUUUGCCAUCAAUAACUCACUCAUUUGGUUGGUUCAAAUGGGUCUUUGCAGGUUUUUGUGAAUGAUCAAUUUCUAAACUGGGAUCUGAACAACCGAAUCAAAGUUCGAAUCGUAUCCGCAAGAGCAUAUCACUCCUUGUUCAUGCACAACAUGUGUAUCCGACCCACGCCCGAAGAGCUGGAGGAUUUUGGUACUCCAGACUUCACUAUAUACAAUGCCGGUCAGUUCCCAUGUAACCGUUACACCCACUACAUGACAUCCUCCACCAGCAUAGACCUCAAUCUAUCGCGGCGCGAAAUGGUCAUCCUCGGCACACAGUACGCCGGGGAAAUGAAGAAAGGCUUGUUUGGCGUGAUGCACUAUUUGAUGCCCAACCGCGGCAUCCUCUCCUUGCACUCUGGGUGCAAUGUGGGAAAACAAGGAGAUGUCGCCCUCUUCUUCGGAUUAUCAGGCACCGGAAAGACAACCUUGUCUACGGAUCACAAUAGGUACCUCAUCGGAGAUGACGAACAUUGUUGGAGCGAUGAAGGUGUGUCAAAUAUUGAGGGGGGCUGUUAUGCCAAAUGCAUUGACCUCUCAAAGGACAAAGAACCUGAUAUUUGGAAUGCUAUAAAGUUUGGCACUGUCUUGGAGAAUGUGGUUUUUGAAGAACACACGCGAGAAGUGGAUUAUUCUGAUAAAUCUGUAACAGGUAAUUUAGACGCAACAUUUGAGGUAUGGACAUUGUGAAUAACCUCCUAUUUCUUUCGUGAUUACAGAGAACACUCGGGCUGCGUACCCAAUCGAAUACAUUCCAAACGCGAAGAUCCCGUGCGUGGGCCCUCACCCAAAAAACGUCAUUCUUCUGGCUUGUGACGCGUUUGGCGUGCUCCCACCUGUGAGCAAAUUGAGUUUGGCUCAAACAAUGUACCACUUCAUCAGUGGUUACACGGCAUUGGUGGCUGGGACCGAGGACGGCAUAAAAGAGCCUACUGCAACAUUUUCAGCAUGCUUUGGUGCAGCAUUCAUAAUGUUCCAUCCAACCAAAUACGCCGCGAUGCUCUCUGAGAAAAUGCAGAAACAUGGCGCGACCGGAUGGCUAGUCAAUACGGGCUGGUCUGCUGGAAGCUACGGAACGGGUAGGCGCAUAAAGUUGGCACACACUAGGAAGAUCAUCGACGCGAUUCACUCGGGGGAACUUCUAGAAGCGAAGUACGCGAAGACGGAGGUUUUUGGGCUUGAGAUCCCAACAAAGAUAGAGGGAGUGCCUUCUGAAAUCUUGAACCCCAUCAAUACUUGGCCAGACAAGGAUGCCUACAAUGCAACCCUGUUGAAGUUAGGUGGGCUGUUCAAGAAAAACUUUGAGUGGUUCUUGAACUACAAAAUUGGGCCAGACAAUAGCCUGACUGAAGAGAUUUUGGCAGCCGGCCCAAAUUUCUGAGUGCUAUAUGAGCCGGCCCACAGGUUGCAAUGGAUGAUGACGAAAUACACGACCAAUAAAUAAAUGUGUACAUGACUAUGUAUAAAUAAACAUACACAUUGAUGAAAGCAGAGUAAAUAGAUCAAAUGAAAUGCUUGACUUAUGUGGUAUUUAAUAUGUAUCAUUAUUCCCUUAAUAUUGAAAUCUUGUCAUUUUACUCUUAACAAGCCCUGCCUUUAGAGCAACUCUAAAAAGAAAGGGCUAAGGCCCCG
Messenger RNA from Cuscuta campestris, 2570 nucleotides. NCBI's taxonomy places the organism in Eukaryota, Viridiplantae, Streptophyta, Magnoliopsida, Solanales, Convolvulaceae. The record is from the annotation of a GenBank genome assembly.